Molecule: messenger RNA, 3113 nt
Organism: Sodiomyces alkalinus F11
Lineage: Eukaryota; Fungi; Ascomycota; Sordariomycetes; Glomerellales; Plectosphaerellaceae
Product: Cas1p-domain-containing protein
Exons: 4
Coding region: 495-3113 (872 amino acids)
Source: RefSeq, a predicted model, not a curated record
UGCCCAUAUUCCUUCCUUUACCAGGGACAGUACAUGGCUUAAUUCUUCUGACCGGCCUCACUCUUAGUCUCUCCUUCCUCAACACUACGUUUCCAUUCUCUUCGACUCUUUGGCCCUUCGUCUCUUCGACCACACAUUCGCUACCUUAAUAUUCCGCCCUUCUCCUUUGACUGUUCCUACUAUUCCUUUCCUUUCCAUCUUUCUUUGAAUCUUCCCAUUUCCUUCGGGAACCCCUUUCUUACCUAGUCAUUUUAGUAUAGCGUCGUCCCGAGCUAGGAGCCGUUCCAACGGUCAACCGUUGCAGAAUAAACCCGCCUUGGCGUUCUUCGUUCCUGGGCCCCUGCUUGUUCAUGCGCACACCUUGCCCCGGGCCGAGGGCCAGCUAAUAAGAAACGAUCGCAUGAAAUCUAGAUAUCCUCCACGAAGGCGGAGUUGGUAGAUCACGAUCUUUUGGGUUUUGUUUCGACCCCAAGACCGACUACUUCCCGGCCACCAUGGAGUCGCUCUUCUCGAGGCUUCUCCGCAUCGUCGCUGGCGCUCUGUUCGUCCUGAUCAUCGCCCACCGCACGUUUCUUUUCCAUCAUGAUGACCCCUACCGCUGUCGUCCGGUGCUCAACUCGGGUUACUGGGCUGAUCCCCCAGACGAGAACGGCAGUCGUGCACCUUUCGAAAACUGGCGAGUCGAUGGCUGCCUCCUUCACCAAUACUCUUCGGAAGACAUCCGUCAGUGCUUCCAAGGCCGUUAUGCCUUGUUUGGUGGCGACUCGACCACGCGCCAGGUCGCCUUUGGUCUCGGUCGUUUGCUCGAACGCGAUGAGGCCGUCUGGCAGCAUAAGCACAUGGACAUCCACCGCUCCUUCAACCUGACAUACCACGGCGUCCAGAUCCAGCAGCACUGGAAUCCUUACCUCAAGAUCGCCGGCGAAGAACCUUACGAGGCUUUCGGUGAGCAGGUCGAACUUAUUGGUCGGGAACACAAGAACCCGCCCACAUCCUUCGACGACCAGGAGGGCCCCGCCCUCGUCAUGCUGGGCGUCGGCGCCUGGUUCACGAAACCGAGCAAUGGCUACGAAGAUCCCGUGGAGGCCGAGGCCGAGACCAUGCGCAACGUCUCCGAUGCCAUUGGCAACAGGCGGGACUGGCUCAGGGAGCCCAUGCAUCCCAUCGAUGGCAUCGGUAACCAGGUCUUCUUCGCUCCGCCAUCUGGACCUUACUACACCGGUGACGACGCCGAGAAACGCAAAGAACGCCUCGCUAUGGGUAGUAAGGUCAAGGAGAUUCAAAACUGGAUGGCCACCGAUAUCUCUGAAGGCGACUAUAACCUCGACCUGGCUUGGGCCCUUGCUGGCACCGUCGAGGACCAGAACGACACCUUUGUUGAUCCCCAUGGCACCGGCUUCCACGUCACUGACGGCGUCGCGGAAACCAAGGCCAACAUCUUGUUGAACCUGCGCUGCAACGCCGUCCUCGACCGCAUCCAGGGGUACCCAUACACUCGCACCUGUUGUACCGACUACGGCAAUAAGAACCUGACACAGACCAUCCUCGUCGCCGCCGGCAUGAUCUACCUAACCGCCUGCGUCCUUUUCGACACUGCCAACCUCGUUGUGACGCGUCAAGGGAAGCCCCGAGUCGGUUGGUCCUGGCUCGGCAUGGACACCGGCGCCUUCGUCAUGGCCGUGCUGAUGUGCUUCUACGCCGACCGCACCCAACUGUUCGCCAAGAAGGAGAAGAACUGGUCGUGGACCGACUUCAUCGUCUUCUCCGUACCCUCUAUCAUCCUCGCCCUCAUCACCAUCCGCAAGUCUAAGCCGCCCCCUCCCCGCCGUGGGGGUGCCGAUAACCCGGCCGCCGUCGACCCGACCAAGCAAGCCGACCAGCCAUUCCUCUCCCGUGAGCAGACCGACGAGUGGAAGGGCUGGAUGCAGGCCCUCAUCCUCAUCUAUCACUGGACCUCGGCCAAACACUCGUCCAGCAUCUACAUUUUCGUCCGCCUUUGCGUCGCCGCCUACCUCUUCCAAACCGGAUACGGACACACCACCUAUUUCCUCAAGAAGAAGGAUUUCUCCUUCCACCGCGUGGCCUCCGUCCUGCUUCGCCUCAACCUUCUCCCGUGUACACUGAUCUACUUCAUGAACACGGACUACAUGUUCUACUACUUCUCGCCGCUGUGUAGCUUCUGGUUCCUCAUCGUCUACCUGACGCUCGCCUUCGUCCUCGCCAAGACCUGCAUCUCGGCCGUGCUGGUCGCUGUCACCAUGCUCGCCACCCCUCUGAACCGCUGGGCCUUCUGGGUCCUGCGAACCGUCUUCCACAUCCAGUGGAGCGUCCAGGAGUGGGAGUAUCGCGUCGCCCUGGACCUCUUCGUUGUCUACACCGGCAUGCUGGCAGCCCUGGCCUACGUCAAGUUGAAGGAGGACGUCCGCGCUCCUCUGCGCUGGGCGAUGGCUCUUCUCGGCUCGGCCGUCAUUGGCGGUUACUCAUACGCCUCCGUGUCCGUGUCCGUCGCCGACUACAGGCACUGGCACCCGUACACCGCCUUCGUGCCCAUUUUUGCUUUCAUCGCCGUGCGCAACGUCUCGGGCCCUUGCUCGCUUGAGACCUACACGCUGCAGUUCCACAUGUUCCUGGCCGCCGAUACCAAGGCCGUCUUGCUCGUCGACGGCCUGUUUGGGGGCGGCGACUACACCAUCUUGGGCGAUCGCUGGCGCUCGCUCGUGGUGGUCGUCCCCGUCUUCAUCUGGGUGAGCUCCAUCACUGCGACGGCGACGGGACAUCUCGUCAAGCUUCUGUUGACUACUCCCACGCCGCCGGACAAUGGCGGACAUCACGCCUCUCCCGACUCAUCGACGGCGGCGGAUCUUGAGAAGAACGAGGAGGGGUUUGAAGACGAUUCGCGUGCUGGUUUGCUUGGUGCUUCUCGAUCCGCCGUCUCGCGAUGGCGCCGCACCAAGUACAUCCCCACCAUGCGGUCCAUUGCCUACUCGCCCCAGGCGCGUAUCGUCCUCAUUUUUCUCAUCAUGUGGUUCCUCAACCUCAUUCAGUCGAUCCCGGAUCGGACUGUCCCUGACGGAUACACUCCGACCAACGCCGUCAAGGCGCAAUCUGGGUGA